Pollicipes pollicipes is the source of this 1537-nucleotide messenger RNA. Its product is annotated as N-acetyl-D-glucosamine kinase. The record is from RefSeq and is a predicted model, not a curated record. Gene Ontology annotation, molecular function: N-acetylglucosamine kinase activity. Lineage: Eukaryota; Metazoa; Arthropoda; Thecostraca; Pollicipedomorpha; Pollicipedidae. The transcript has a single exon. The coding region runs from base 103 to 1119 and encodes 338 amino acids.
ACGUGGCUGGGUGCGCGCCGGUCGAGCCCCGGCCGGCCGGGCCGCAGUGUCUGGCGGCCGUCGGCGGCGCACGAGCUCGGCCCUCUCCUCCGGAGCGCAGUCAUGGCCUCCAGCUCCACGUACUUCGUCGGCAUCGAGGGCGGCGGCAGUCACUCAGUGGCGCACGUGCUGGACGGCGGCGGCGCGCUGGUGGGCACGACGCACGGGCCCGGCACCAACCUCUACCUGGAGGGCCUGGACGAGACGAUCGGCCGCUUCCGCCAGCUGGUGCACGACGCGCUACGCGACGCCGGCGUGCCGACCGACACGCGUCUGCGCGGCCUGGGCAUCAGCUCCAGUGGAUGCGAGGCGGAGGAGACGGUGCGCGAGCUGCGCGGCCGGCUGAUGGCACUGCACCCGGGCCUCACCGACUGCUGCGUCGUCUGCAGCGACACGGCCGGCAUCAUGGCCACGGCGCUGGACGGCGGCGGCGUGUGCCUCAUCUCCGGUACCGGCUCCAACAGCCUGCUGCUCAACCCGGACGGCAGCGUGCACCGCUGCGGCGGCUGGUCCUACAUGCUCGGCGAGAAGGCCAGCGCCUGGUGGAUCGCCUACCGCGCCAUCAAAGCGCUGAUCGAGGAGGAGGACCACGUGCGUACGCCGCCGCACAGCUCAGACACGAUGCGACGCUGCAUCUUCGACUACUUCGAGAUCAGCGACCGGUUCGGCCUGCUGGAGCACGCCUACACGAGUUUCUCGAAGGCGCACUUCGCCGGCCUGUGCCGCCACCUGGCGGGCGCGGCGAAGGCCGGCGAUCCGCUCUGUCGGCAGCUGUUUGCCGACGCCGGCCGCUGGCUGGGCCGCUUCAUCGUGGCGCUGCUGCCGCGCGCCGCGCCCGCGCUGCUGCGGCAGCCCGGUGGCCUGCGUAUCGUCGCCGUCGGCGGCGUGUUCAACUCGUGGCCGCUGAUGCGACAGGCGUUCGUCGACGAGGUGACGCCCCACCAGAGCUCGUUUACCCUGCUGCAGCUGACCGGGUCACUGGCGCUCGGCGCCGCCUACCUGGCCGCCAAGGAGGCGCGCUUCGACCUACCUAAGGACCUCAGCAAGAACUCCAGCCUGCUCUGCCAGCGCGGCCAGUGACAGCCGCCGCCGCGGCCUGUGACAGCUGCCACUGCCGCUUGAGGUUAGGGGACAUGGCCAGAUCGUCCGCGCUUAUGUAUCGUAUAGUGGCGCGUCGGUCAGCGCCAAACGUAUAACGUUUUGAAAAUAGAAAAUACAGUCUUUGUUUAAGUCAUGACCAGCAAUCCACCGGAAUCACCACGACUUGUUCGUCCUACUUACUGUGAAAGCCCCUUCCUGGGUCGCCGCAGUUACGUGCAUUUACAAAAGGCGCACAUCGUAUGCGCCUAUCGUCACUGAAGUAGCGCUCUCAGCUUAGUCAGACGGUAAGUGCGCAGGAGGCGCUGCCCAGCUCAUCGGGCGCCGUAUCAGUGCUGUGGGCGUGGUGGGAGUGCGCUCAGUCGGGGCCGCUGCGUCAUGAAAGUCCCCACCGCGAAAU